Molecule: messenger RNA, 326 nt
Organism: Myzus persicae (green peach aphid)
Lineage: Eukaryota; Metazoa; Arthropoda; Insecta; Hemiptera; Aphididae
Product: 52 kDa repressor of the inhibitor of the protein kinase-like
Exons: 1
Coding region: 17-325 (102 amino acids)
Source: RefSeq, a predicted model, not a curated record
AAUAAUACUGUACGUAAUGCCUUCACCAAUAUGUGUUGUAAUGAGUUGCAAAAGUCGGAAUGGAAUUUCGAAACACCGUUUCCCCAAAAAUGAUUUACCACGAUUUGAAGUGUGGGUUCAGAGGUGUGGUAAUCCAAAAUUACUGACCAUGACACCUGAUCAAAUUUAUAAAAGUUAUUUGGUUUGUGAUCUUCAUUUUGAUACAGAUUGUCAUAGUGAGGGGACAAAAUUACUGAAACGAAAUGCAAUUCCAACAUUAUGUCUACCAGUUUGUGAGUUAAUAAAUUAUUGUGUGAACCAUAUUUAUGUUAAAUGUUUGUGUUAAA